AUGAGCCGUGACACAUCGAGUUCGGCCUUCUCAGGGAUUGGUACUCCCGAGGUCGCAGCCACGCAGUUGCACCGUGCAGUGCAGGCGCGCCGGCCCGAUCGCCUGGUUCGGCGCCCGAAGAUGCUGUACGCCAUCGAGUGGGACGCGGAUUGCCAGGUGGAGCUGGACUUGAUCCUUCAGGACACACGGGAGUCGGAUGGCUGCCUGUUCGGCGACAUCGCCCAGUUCUUCGUCCCGAACUUGCAGGACACCGUGGCGGCCUUGCGGCUGUGCCCCGAUCGCGCGUGUCAGGUGCUUGGCCCCAGCAUCAAGGGCGGCCACUCGGUCACUCGCCGGGGACAUUGCCUACGGCACGGCCGCCACUGCAACUUGCAGCUCGCGCGGCGCCACAUGGCUGGAACCAGCUGCAAGGGGAGCUCAGCCCAGGGCCGCCGCGAGCAGGAGGGCCACAAGAGCAUCGUGGACACCCUUGCAUGGAUCGCAUUACGGCGGCUGAUCCAGGAGCCGGAGGUCGGCCAGGAGAACGUCGAGCACUUCCCGACCGAGCUCCUAUCCGAAUACCUCGGCGAUUUAUAUUUCAUCGAUUGGGUCAUCCUCGACCCGCGGAUGUACGGCUGGCCGUGUGCCCGCACUCGGAAGUGGACGAUGAUGAGGCAUCGUCAGAAAACGUUAGCUAUGAUUCAUCCGUUAUCACAGUUCCUUCGGCGGUUCCACCGCGUGUGCACGUACACGUGGAGAGAGUACUGGUUCCUGCACCGCUACUGCGACGACGCCACCAUCGGCGCGAUCACGCAGCACCCGACGGUCAUCCCUGAUGAACUGCAAGCUGAUCUGAUGUGGUCGCAACGCCGCGCCGGGUCGAGGGGUGCUGCUCUAGCCGACGCACCGACGCCGCCCGCCGAUUGA
Prorocentrum cordatum is the source of this 906-nucleotide messenger RNA. Lineage: Eukaryota; Dinophyceae; Prorocentrales; Prorocentraceae. The record is from the annotation of a GenBank genome assembly.